CCUAACAAUUACGCCAAUGAGCGGCAACGCUUCUUGCAUUUCUUCCGUCUUGACAAUCGUAGAACGCAACGAAUAUUGCCCUACGGUUGUCUUCUCAUUGAGAAAAUCAUUCGUGAUUCACUGUUAUUUGAUCAGUAUCAGUUAAUAAACUUUUUAAAUAGUGUUAAAAAAUAAAGAUAACAUUUCUUUCUUUCUCGAAUCCUUCAUUUCAUCCGAAUUCCCAACGCGUUUCCUGUCGUUUGAUCACUUCCGGAACUACUCUGCACUCAAAUGGUUCGAUCGACGACGUGGAGCGUACGAAAAUCGUUCAGCGGUAAAAAGCAAGCGAGCCGAGACAAUCGAGACAAAAUUGACGAAUAUAUAUGCACAAUGGAGAAUGCUGCUGCUUCAAUUUUAAAACGAGCAGUUGAGAAGGACAAUAGUAAACAGUACACAAUGGCUUUGGUAUUGUAUCAAGAAGGUGUGCAAAUACUACUGGAUUCUAUGAAAGAGACAAGGGAUUCGGCUAGGCAGAAACAUUUUGCUACCAAGGCAUCAGAGUAUCUAGACAGAGCAGAAAAAAUAAAGAGUUUAAUUGAAAAAGAGAAGGCUGCUGGAACUUACAGGGAAUUAAUUAAAAUUGAAAAUGGUAGUAUAGGACAUGGUUAUGGAACUGUCUUUGGUAGAUUUUUAGAUGCGACAGUUACAUAUAUUCAUAUUGAAGACCCAUACAUAAGAGCAUUUCAUCAGUGCCAGAAUUUGGUAAGAUUAUGUGAAUUGGCAGUCAAGAAAUGCCAUGCAUUAUCCAAAAUAUCUUUGGUUACAACUGUGGAUGUAGAUGAUAGAAAGAAUCAAAAAGCUAGAUUAGAAGAGUUGAAACAAAGUUUAAUGUCACAUCUUAUUUCCUUUGAAUUUCAAUUUUCGGAUACUUUACACGACCGACAGAUAUUAUUCAGUAAUGGUUGGAUAGUCAAAAUAGGUCGUGGAUUGGACUAUUUUAAAGCACCUGAUGGAAAGUUUGUGCUGGGUGCUUGUGAUCUUGAAUUAAGACCAUGCUUAGAAACAAUUAUAGACAUAUUUCAUAAACAACAUUUAAAAACUGAUAUCACAUAAUGAAUUAUAAUAAAUUAGACCUCAUUCUUUCCACGCGCGAGACUAUUAUAUCGAUUAAAAUAUAUGUAUAGAAUUUGAGAACAUCUGGUUCACAUUUUUAUUGUAAGUAUCUAUACAACACAUUUCCACAGUCGAAGGGAAUGUAAUUUUAUCAUUAUUUUUAAGUAUAGUUUUAACAUAUACUUCAAUUUAUAUUUGGUGCAUAAUAUCAUGCACAUGGAAUAAAAUCGAAUAUUUUAACGAAGAUAUUUG
Messenger RNA from Megachile rotundata (alfalfa leafcutting bee), 1344 nucleotides. RefSeq names its product MIT domain-containing protein 1-like. Lineage: Eukaryota; Metazoa; Arthropoda; Insecta; Hymenoptera; Megachilidae. The record is from RefSeq and is a predicted model, not a curated record.